AUGGGUAGUGUGGUGAGUAAUUUUCUUAGUGCAUUCGUAAAGAAAACCCCGAAAAAAGUGCUUAUGCUCGGAUUGGAUAAUGCAGGAAAAACAACUAUUCUGUACUUAUUACACCUUAAAAUGGUUGAGGGGGCGGACCCAACUACUGUUCCAACUGUUGGAUUUAAUGUGGAGACAAUUAAAAUAGGAAGUGUCAACAUAACAGUAUGGGACAUAGGUGGCCAGCACAAGAUAAGAUUAUUAUGGGAGUUUUACACGGAUGGUCUAUCUGGUAUGGUUUAUGUCAUAGACAUACAAGACUCUGCGCGGUGGGAUUCUGCAGUGUCAGAGCUAGAAAGAAUGCUAUCUAAUGGAGGAAAGCCCAGUAAGUAUCCAGUCCUUGUCAUUGCAAAUAAAAUAGACAAGAUACCAGAAUCAGAAAUAGAUGAAGUAAAUAAGAACCUGUACGAUAAACUAAACCCUAAGAUACUAUUUGCAGGUAGACCAUGGAGAAUUGUUACAUGUUGUGCUCAAAUUUCACACAUAAAUACAAUUACAGAGGGAUUUAUAUGGCUGGCAGAUAAUUUGUUAGAAGGUCAGGAGACAAGCAGUAAAUAGAGGCACAUUGUGACAGGGCUG
Molecule: messenger RNA, 618 nt
Organism: Nematocida parisii ERTm1
Lineage: Eukaryota; Fungi; Microsporidia
Exons: 1
Coding region: 1-597 (198 amino acids)
Cellular component (GO): cytoplasm
Molecular function (GO): GTPase activity; GTP binding
Source: RefSeq, a predicted model, not a curated record